Carlito syrichta (Philippine tarsier) is the source of this 1363-nucleotide messenger RNA. RefSeq names its product ciliary neurotrophic factor receptor (gene CNTFR). The record is from RefSeq and is a predicted model, not a curated record. Gene Ontology annotation, biological process: cytokine-mediated signaling pathway. Bases 115 to 1233 code for a protein of 372 amino acids. Lineage: Eukaryota; Metazoa; Chordata; Mammalia; Primates; Tarsiidae. Gene Ontology annotation, molecular function: cytokine binding; ciliary neurotrophic factor receptor activity. The transcript is spliced from 9 exons. Gene Ontology annotation, cellular component: CNTFR-CLCF1 complex; membrane; external side of plasma membrane.
GAAUCCAGCCUUGUCGCCCCAUCUCACCCCUUGGUUUUGGAAGUCCCAGGAAGAGUUUGGUUUGGAGGAGGAGGAAGAUAUUGAUGUGCUUGGUGUGUGGCCAGUGGUGAAGAGAUGGCCGCCCCUGUGCCAUGGGCCUGCUGUGCUGUGCUGGCUGCCGCUGCCGCAGUUGUCUACACCCAGAGACACAGUCCACAGGAGGCACCCCAUGUGCAGUACGAGCGCCUGGGCUCAGACGUGACACUGCCAUGCGGGACAGCAAACUGGGAUGCAGCUGUGACGUGGCGGGUAAACGGAACAGACCUGGCCCCUGACCUGCUCAAUGGCUCUCAGCUCGUGCUCCGUGGCCUGGAACUGGGCCACAGUGGACUCUAUGCCUGCUUCCACCAUGACUCCUGGCACCUGCGCCACCAAGUCCUGCUGCAUGUGGGCUUGCCGCCACGGGAGCCCGUGCUCAGCUGCCGCUCCAACACUUACCCCAAGGGCUUCUACUGCAGCUGGCAUCUUCCCACCCCCACCUACAUUCCCAACACCUUCAACGUGACCGUGCUGCAUGGCUCCAAAAUUAUGGUCUGUGAGAAGGACCCUGCCCUCAAGAACCGCUGCCACAUCCGCUACAUGCACCUGUUCUCCACCAUCAAGUACAAGGUCUCCAUCACUGUCAGCAAUGCCCUGGGCCACAACGCCACGGCUAUCACCUUCGAUGAGUUCACUAUUGUGAAGCCUGACCCUCCAGAAAAUGUGAUAGCCCGGCCAGUGCCCAGCAACCCUCACCGGCUGGUGGUGACGUGGCAGACCCCCUCGACCUGGCCUGACCCUGAGUCCUUUCCUCUCAAGUUCUUUCUGCGCUACCGACCCCUCAUCCUGGACCAGUGGCAGCAUGUGGAAUUGUCAGAUGGCACAGCACACACCAUCACGGAUGCCUACGCCGGGAAGGAGUACAUCAUCCAGGUGGCAGCCAAGGACAAUGAGAUUGGGACAUGGAGCGACUGGAGUGUGGCCGCCCACGCCACACCCUGGACGGAGGAACCACGACACCUCACCACGGAGGCCCAGGCCACGGAGACCACGACCAGCACCACCAGCUCACUGGCACCCCCGCCCACCACGAAGAUCUGUGACCCCGGGGAGCUGGGCAGCGGUGGAGGACCCUCGGCGCCUUUCUUGAUCGGUGUCCCUGUCACUCUGGCCCUGGCUGCCGCUGCCACCACUGCCAGCAGCCUCCUGAUCUGAGCCCGGCAUCCCGUGAGGACAUGCCAGAGCACCUGCAGUGGAGCAGGAGGCCGGAGCUGAGCCUGCAGACCCCGGUUUCUAUUUUGCACACGGGCAGGAGGACCUUUUGCAUUCUCUUCAGACACAAUUU